This is a messenger RNA of Staurois parvus, 337 nucleotides long. The record is from the annotation of a GenBank genome assembly. NCBI's taxonomy places the organism in Eukaryota, Metazoa, Chordata, Amphibia, Anura, Ranidae.
UCAUGCUGCUGCCAGGUCCAGAGUCUCUCAUGGGUCCCUGUACGGCCUCCCAUUGCUGCUGUCUCCAUCGCCACACUCUGCCAUGUGCCACUUUCAGGUCUCCUCACACUGCUGGUGGGUUCCAUUUUGUCAUAGGGUGCUGGCAGAUUACGGGCCUCCCAUUGCUGCUGCCAGGCCCGUAAUCUGCCAUGGGCCCCUGUACUGCCUCUUAAUGCUGCUGCCAGGUCCAGAGUGUGUCAUGGGUCCCUGUACGGCCUCCCAUUGCUGCUGUCUCCAUCGCCACACUCUGCCAUGUGCCACUUUCAGGUCUCCUCACACUGCUGGUGGGUUCCAUUUU